This is a messenger RNA of Coffea arabica (coffee), 414 nucleotides long. Its product is annotated as glutathione S-transferase U10-like. The record is from RefSeq and is a predicted model, not a curated record. Gene Ontology annotation, biological process: glutathione metabolic process. NCBI's taxonomy places the organism in Eukaryota, Viridiplantae, Streptophyta, Magnoliopsida, Gentianales, Rubiaceae. Gene Ontology annotation, molecular function: glutathione transferase activity.
AUGGAAAGCCAGUAUGCGAAUCACUCGCCAUUCUUGAAUAUCUUGAUGAAGUCUGGACAAAUUUUACAGACCAUUUCCAAACUCUACGAGCCCGAAAACGAAGGAAAUGAGAAAAUCGUUGAAGAAGUGCAUGAGAAGAUUAAAAUUUUAGAAGAUGGUGUGAAGGAAUUCUACUUCCCAGAGGGAUGUCCAGUCGAUAUCAGUGCUGAAAAGUUAGGGAUCCUAGACAUCAUGGUUUUUGCAACGUUUGCUGGCUACAAGGCACAGGAACAGGUUCUUGGUGUGAAGGUUGUCGAUGCUGAGAAGACUCCACUCAUCUACUCAUGGCUUCAAGCUCUGAAUGAGGUGCCUGUGAUCAAGGAAUCUGCAGUUCCUCAUGACCAUCUGGUUGGUCUUUUUCAGUUCCUGACAUAA